AUGUCGAAGUCUCUGGGCAAUGUCAUAGAGCCAAUGGAAGUGAUGAGUGGAGUAACCCUCGAAGGCCUUCACAAGAGGCUGGAGGAGGGCAACCUACAUUCGAGGGAAAGGAUCAUCGCAAAAGCAGGUCUGGCCAGGGACUUCCCUAAUGGGAUUCCUGAAUGUGGGGCUGAUGCUCUUCGAUUCGCCCUGCUGUCGUAUACAACAAAGUCCGAAAAAAUAAAUCUCGAUAUAUCCAGAGUUGUGGGUUACCGUCGAUGGUGUGAUAAGGCCCGGUCUGCUGUUCGGUUUGCUAGGAGCAAGCUCGGAGGUGAAUACAUCCCUCCUGAAAUCCUUGCUCUGGAGACCAUGCCUUUCGGCUGCGAGUGGAUAUUGUCUUUGCUAAACCGAGCUAUCGUCAAAACUGUAGCAUCGCUUAACUCAUACGAGUUCUCUGAUGCGACCAAAGCCGUUUAUUCGUGGUGGCAGCAAUUAAGUGAAGUGAUUAUCGUGGCAAUCAAGCCUUAUUAUGUGGGCGAUGACAUUUUUGUCCCUGAAAGGACUGCUGCACAGUUUGUUUUGUGGUUGUGUCUGGACUACGGCUUGAGAAUGCUGCAUCCUUUCAUGCCAUUUGUCUCAGAAGAACUGUGGCAUCGCUUUCCUUCAUUGGAAGGUGUGGAGAGAAAUGAGUCAAUUAUGACAAGCGAUUAUCCUUCUCCUGUUGAGGUGACAUUUGGUCUAACUGAGACCUUAGCCAUCAAAAGUUCUUCCUACUCUUAUUAUAACAAUACCCUUCAAGUUCAAAUUGAAGUAGUAAAUAUGAAUUCGUUUCAGUUUGAUUGA
Messenger RNA from Punica granatum (pomegranate), 822 nucleotides. Lineage: Eukaryota; Viridiplantae; Streptophyta; Magnoliopsida; Myrtales; Lythraceae. The record is from RefSeq and is a predicted model, not a curated record.